AAAGAGUCACUGCAUGGGUGUUUGACGCGCUGCAGUGCGGACCAGCGCAAAGGAUGCGCGACCGGACAGUUGUGUUCAGUGAGAGCGGUGUCGUUUAUUUAUCAAAAUAUAAUGGAUGUUUUGAAUGUCUGAGUAGAAUAAUUGAUGUAUAUAGUCUUUUAAUUCUGUGUGGCUUACGCUGUUUGCACUGUGAUGCCAGUAGAGCUCGUUUAUACGGUGAAUUAGAGCCAGAUUUGUGUAUUUGCUUUAACCUUGGACCUUUGUGUUAUUAAUAUAUGCGUGGUUUUUAUAUUAUAGGCGUGAUGUUUAUGAUUAGAUAACCAAGUACGCUUUCAGUGGGUGUUUUUUUUAAUUUUUUUAUUUGGUGGUAGUCCACAGGCUUGCAGUGGUUUAUCCGUGUGAUUGAGGAUUUUUUUUUUUAAGUUGAGCAUAAUAUAUUAAUUCGCGUUUUUCUUAAUAGUAAAUCCGCUAUUUAUUUUAGCACUUGUGAACACCGUUUUAGCUAGAUGGACCAUCAGUAGGACCACCAAAAUGCAAGAAUUAGGCGGUUUAUGGUUUUAAAAACGGUCCCAGCUGAUGGUUUGUGUCACUGUGAGGUCCCAAAUGAAGAUUUCAAAACGACGGAAAGGACUGACUUAUCGUAGUCUGUGUGCCAGGCUGGCAAAGGAGGGUUUUGGCGUCGACUAAAUUGGUCAAUUGCAAGAUAUUUGUCAGAGACGUAAGGUUUUUGAAGAGAUUUGUGAACAUGAUAAAUGGAUCGUUUAAGUUGGGGGCUGCCAGAGUGCUCUCGGGGUUGCAGUGCCUAGCGCCAGCUCUGCAGGACAACGCCAACAUGAACGGCACUGCAGAGCAACAGGACAUUCUGCCCCCUAACUGCAUGGUCAAAGAUCGAUGGAAAGUGCUGAAGAAAAUAGGAGGAGGGGGGUUCGGGGAAAUCUACGAGGCGUUGGACCUGCUGACUCGGGAGAAUGUGGCGUUAAAAGUGGAGUCAGCGCAACAGCCCAAACAAGUCCUGAAGAUGGAGGUGGCAGUUCUGAAGAAACUGCAGGGUAAAAACCAUGUGUGUAAGUUUAUAGGUUGUGGCCGAAACGAUAAAUUCAACUAUGUCGUCAUGCAGCUGCAGGGUAGAAACCUAGCAGAUCUCAGGCGAAGUCAGCCACGUGGCACCUUUACCAUGAGCACAACCCUCCGCCUGGGAAAACAGAUUCUAGAAUCCAUAGAAGCCAUUCACUCUGUUGGCUUUCUCCACCGAGACAUCAAACCGUCAAAUUUUGCCAUGGGAAGGCUGCCUUCGACAUACAGGAAAUGUUACAUGCUAGAUUUUGGGCUUGCACGUCAAUAUACAAACACCAAUGGAGAAGUCAGACCGCCUAGAACCGUUGCAGGAUUUCGAGGGACUGUUAGAUACGCAUCUGUGAAUGCACAUAAAAACAAAGAAAUGGGUCGCCAUGAUGACUUAUGGUCAUUGUUUUACAUGCUGGUUGAAUUUGCUGCUGGGCAGCUGCCGUGGAGGAAAAUCAAAGACAAGGAGCAGGUGGGUCAGAUUAAGGAGCGCUAUGAUCAUAGGAUGCUGCUUAAACACAUGCCAUCAGAGUUUAAUGUCUUCCUGGAGCAUGUUUUAGGCCUUGACUACUACACCAAACCCGACUAUCAGCUCUUGAUGUCAGUGUUCGAGAACAGCAUGAAAGAACGCAUCAUCACAGAGAACGAGCCAUACGAUUGGGAGAAAAGUGGGACGGACUCCAUGAUGUCUGCCACCACGCCGACAGCAGCGCAGCAGAACACACGGCCUACAGCGGCUAUGGUUGGGGUCAUAAAUGUGACCCCGAUGCCAGGUGACCAUCAGAGGGAAAACACAGAUGAUGUCGUACAGGAUGAGCACCUAAGCGACCAAGAAAAUGCCCCUCCGAUUCCUUCUGGUCGACCAGCUGAUGGUAGCCAGUUACCUACAGAUGCAGACGGAUGGGAGGAGACGGACUUCAAUCGCAACAAACUCAGGAUUAACCUUGGAAAGGGAGGUCAAGAGGAAGAUGGGAGCCGGGGUGUGUGUCCUGUUUCGCCACAAAGAGUUUUGGACUCUGCAGGUGUGCAGGUGCACUCGCUCAGGUACCGACGGGUCAACAGCCCUGAAUCUGACCGAAUAUCUGCUGCUGAUGGACGGGAUGGUUACGGACAACGCUCUCGAAUGGACAUCCUUGGUUCUCCUUCUCGUCACGUUUACUCCUCCCAGCCCGCUCAGAUGCUGUCCGUCGACGGCUGCCGCGGAGACCGCGGCCGUAAUGAGGCAUCUGCAUCGGUGGACCAGGAAGCCCACAGCAAUGCCUUCAUCCGCUCUGUCCCACUUGCGGAAGAAGAGGACUUUGACAGCAAAGAGUGGGUUAUCAUAGACAAAGAAAUGGAGCUCAGAGACUUCCACCACCUCCCGGGGGCCGAGCCCACCACUUCUGGCACUACAGAUGAGGAGCCAGAGGAAUUACGCCCUCUGGAAGAAGGAGAAGAGCGGCGGAGACAUAGAGAUCCGUCAGUCAGACCUAAGAUGUCACACGGCGACCAUACUACCCGAGGCAUGCUGCCUCUUACGGAGGAGGAGGCGUCCAGGAGGAGCGGGAAAGGCCAGUCGACAUCAGCGGAGAGCCCUGUGCAGUCGCCCUGUCACUCGCUACCCUCCGGACGGCCCCGGCGGAGAGAGUCAGACACCAACGGACCUCAGAGACAGGGCCAAACCCCGAGUGAGCCUUUAUUGUCACCUACUGACUACAGGACUAAAUCCCCAUCUUCAGAGAAAGAGAUGUUCCAUAUCCUUCCUAAACUGCAGGCGAAGAGAGCUGACUUCCUCACUGUCAUGCUUACGGGAAGCCUACACCAGCGACGGGCCUUCACGGCCACACCACCUGAGACGCAAGACGAGGGACCCAGAGAUGACGAUGUCACGAAGAGUGAAUCUAGCAGUGGCGCAAGCGAAAAGAGCACAGAACGUAGCCAAGAUGGAGCUCCAUCCACUUUAGUGGCUGACGAUCCACACAAGGAACCAAAAGAACCAGGUUCGGUGGCUGAUGUAGAUCCUGACCAAGAGGACGUCUCGAAGACCCUUGUUUUGUUCUCACCGGGAGACACAAAGAAGUCUCCAAAUGCUAUAAAUGGGACUGAAGUGGAUGUGGCGGCAUCUGGUGGCACUCAAAAUGAGCAGUUGGAUGAAGUUGGUCGACUAGAGGAGGAGAUAAAACAGGCAGAGAGGCCUAUAGAUGCAACUGGUGUGGAGCCAUCCAUACAGACAUCUAAACCAGUGGUAACUAUCUCAACAACUCAAGUAGCCUCAGCCUCAAUUGCAUCACCUCCGUUCUCCAAAGUGGAGCAGACUUUUGUACACAUUGCAGAGACAACCCAUCUGAAUGUCAUGUCUUCCAGUGGUGCACAGGUUCCUGAACUUUCAGAGGAGGUUGAAGACAAGAUAAAAGACAAGUCAGGUUUUUCUCAAGAGGUUGGACAAGUAGCAUGUGCCCGGUAUGACGUCACCUCUCAAGCUCUUACAGAAGGACCUCAGGUACUCAGUGUUCUUGGUGGGUCUUUGCCAAACGAGACUACCCAAAAACAGGAUGGUCUUGUGAUUCCUCUACCCUUGGAGUCCAGGGAACCUAUCCAUAAAGAUUCAUCAACUGAAUCCAAACAGGACAAGCAACCAAAAGAGGAGAACACAAUACUUCAGAGUGUUUCUAAACUCUCACGACCAAGAAGCAAAAGUCGAAUCCCUAUCCUACUCCCAGAAGAAGACCCAGGAUCUGAACAAUCCCUGUCCACCAAAGAGCGACUGCGCAGAAGAGCCAUACAACAAGACUUGGCCCGUCAAGUCAUGGAACGACAACGCCAGGGUCGCUGGAUGAGACUGAAUUCCAGGACUUCGUCCUCUUUAUCUUCUGGAGAUGAGCCCAAGAGACCUUCAGAGACUCUUUCUACUACAGGCUCAGAGGAAGACAUUCAUGAAUCUGAUGAUUCCAUCAUUAAGCUCAAGAGGGAAGCUGAGGAAAAGUACCGAAGUGAGUGGCACAGCAGGAUCCCACGACCAGUCACGCCAAUAAGGAAGCCUUCAACUAAACUAGUAGUCGCUGCUCCGGUUAUCCAACCUGAAGCUGGGAGUGCAAAAUUAGACCACAAGGCAAGCAAUGGUCCAAAAGUACAAUCACAAUCAGGAUCAAGCGCUCCAGCACUUCACACUAGAUCAAAAUCAACACUGUCCCGCUCUACCAUGUCAAGUGGAAGCAAUCGCAUGCCUCUUUCCUGUAUUCCUGCAUCAUCCCGUCGCAGCUUGAGCACUGCAAACUGCACUUUCUCUUCAACCCGCAUAGCUAGUCCUUCCCCCCAUAGGUUACCCUUGCGAACUGCAGUUAGCGAAUCCCGCAAGCAACCGCUUGCCCUCCGAGCCACUGUGGAGCUCCCAGUGAAGUCUAGGACUACUACUUGCAGUGGUCCUGCGAAGGACAUCAAACCAUCACCAAACCAACCCAGUGUUACUACAUCUGUCAGUAAUCGAACCAAAGCUUCUGCUCAUUCGAAGAACACGGUUCCCUUGAAAAGGGAAAAAAGCACAAGCAACAACACAGCUGCAGCCAGAUAAGACACUGUGACUGCUGUUUACCGGGAUUGUUUCUUCUCAACUACUUGAACAUGUUGCCUCAAAAUUGAAUCUGCCCCAUUGACCAAAAUUUACCUUUUUGAUUAAUUUAAUGUUCUUCCUAAUCAGUGAAUGGCUAGUUCCGAUUUUGGAUUCUGCACCAAAUAAUUUUAUGUUGUACAAUAAGAAAGUUUCUGAUGAAAGUUUCUUGGAGCAUUAUAGAGGAAAUGCCACAUUUAGCUUACACGGUGCUAUACUGUAUAUGUGUUGUUCUGUUGUGCAUUUCAUUUAAUAUAUGGUUUUCGAAGGUGUACUUUAUUAUUAGUUAGAUGCCAAGUUGUCUUUGGCCCUUGACACACAAUGAUAAAAUGAUUAUGUAAAAUUAUUUAUAACAGUAUAUCACAUGUAUUUAACCAGCACAAAUGAUUAUAAACCACCAGACACACAGAACGUUGUAAAAUCUGCCACAUAUCUAUGGACAAAUGCACAAAUUUCCUCUGGUCUGCAGCUCGGCCCUCUUUGUAAACCUUGUGAUGAUGGGCAUGCCUUGUCUUUAGCUUGUUACAAGUGUUUGAUGAUACUGCUGUAUGCUUGUACAUAUUCUUUUCAGUAUUUCUUGCAGAGACCUCUUUAUUUUUAUCAGGCAAAGGGUUAAAGAUUUGGAUUUUAAUUUUGUUAACGGAAUAUAUUGUGGGUUCCAACGAGUUGUCUCAUUUUCUAGGCAUGGCAGAAAUGACACCAUUAUUAAUAAUUGUCAGUACGGAUUAUUUCUAAAUGAACGAUUCCCACCUCUUUUGUUCUUAUUACAAUGGUGAGAUGUUAAUCAAGAUUUUUUUUUUGUUGGAAUAAGGAGCAUAAAAUG
This is a messenger RNA of Labeo rohita (rohu), 5468 nucleotides long. It is a transcript of the gene ttbk1a, whose product is annotated as tau tubulin kinase 1a. Gene Ontology annotation, cellular component: nucleus; cytoplasm. The record is from RefSeq and is a predicted model, not a curated record. Bases 746 to 4609 code for a protein of 1287 amino acids. Gene Ontology annotation, biological process: signal transduction; peptidyl-tyrosine phosphorylation; peptidyl-serine phosphorylation. Gene Ontology annotation, molecular function: protein serine/threonine kinase activity; ATP binding. The transcript has 16 exons. Lineage: Eukaryota; Metazoa; Chordata; Actinopteri; Cypriniformes; Cyprinidae.